Messenger RNA from Pocillopora meandrina, 5159 nucleotides. NCBI's taxonomy places the organism in Eukaryota, Metazoa, Cnidaria, Anthozoa, Scleractinia, Pocilloporidae. The record is from the annotation of a GenBank genome assembly.
CAUAUCCGAUGGGAAUUCGAAGGCAGAAAAUAAUAUAGAGGAGUGUUGUUUAGGAAUGCCUUGAAAAUUAACGUUUCGUACUAACGGCGGUAGGUAAUUCCAAUCAAAAAUGGGUUGCUGUGGAGGAAGAACCAUCCUUUUCUUCAUCUUAGUCCUUCAAAUGGUACGUAUCACGUUCCAAAAUUUCUUGGCGUUGCAUUCGGCCUGCUUUGAAGACGUAGGCACGAUAAGCUUAUCAGGAUACACAAGCUUAUUUUAAGAACUCUUUAGAAUAAUAAACAUUGAUAACAGUGCCAUCGCUGACUAAUAAUGUAUUCUCCAUUCGCUUUGUUUGUAUAGCUGGUGGUUGUGGAGCGACAAGUUUUCGAUUUCUUGGGAUUCAUGUGGGCGCCUAUCAUCGCAAAUUUCAUCCAUAUUGCUUUCCUCAUCACAGGAAUCUUUGGUGCCUAUCAAUACCGCUCUGCUUAUGUUAUAACGGUAAGAAUUAUUUGUGUGUAUGUGGGGAAAAAUUCACCAACUUCUGGCUGAGCGGAUGAUGAUAUAAACACUGAAGCGAAACACAAAGUUAACAUUGCUUCAGCAAUUAGUGUACAAAAUUUUUGGCAUGAUUCCUUUGCAUGAGUCAACCACUUGCUGUUUCCAUUGAGUGUACUUUUACACAAUACAUUUUCGUGCCGUGUAAGACCGAAAACUGCUCGAUCCCUCCUUCUUUAUUUCUAAUACGAAUGACUAGACGUCUAGUAAUUGUUGCUGAAAGAUUUAGAACUUCGAAUUUACGUCAGUGAGUAUCUUCAAAACUUAGUCCUUCUGGAACUAUUGAUCCAAUUGAUUUUCCGUGUACAUUAGCGUUGUCACUGAUUACGUCAGAAGGGGGAUAGAUAUUGUAUUUAAUGUUGUACCAUCAACAUCAUAGGUCCAAUUUUUAUUACCUUCGUGAGUUACUGAAACGAGUUUUGCGUUACGUUCCAAAAAUAUCAAUGUUAUGCAAAUCCUGUUAAGUAAUUUGAAAUACCCUAUUGGCUGCUAAUUUCCUCUACUAUAUUCCUUAAACAUCAUUUCCCUUUGAAUACAGACCACAGCAUGUGGUAUUGUUAAUAAAGAAGUUUGAAUAAUAAUUUUCUUACGGUAAAAAAUGUUGUAACUCUUUGCUAAGGAUUUUACUUGUACUAAAAUUUAUUCAUGAUCCAGUCACGUUUAUUUUAAGUACUCUACCAUUUCAAAAUUGUUGACAUGUCAAUGAGGUGAAUUGUGCGUGAAAAUUUGAUUAAGAUAAUUACAAUAGACAACAUUUUUGCAAAAGUUCUUUUUGAAUAAUUUUGUGUGAAAUCACUAAACUUAGAAAAUAGUUGAUGAAUGAAAUAUUGAGUUUGGUUGAAAUAUCACAGUUUAUAUAGGGUAGAAAAAUGUUUUCAUUUGAAUAUUUGGCAUGAUUUCUCCACAGCCCCACACUUCAUUAUGCAUUCAGUUCUUGGAUAAAGAAAACAAUGACUGAAACAAUAGAUUUCCUAAAGCUUUGUUUUAGAAUAGUGUUGGGUCAUGUGCAAACCAUGUAUUUGUUGUGGUUCAAUUUUAUCCUUGGUUCAGAUUUUAUUCUCUUUUGUUUUUGGGUAUUGUAAUGUAUGAUAAUGAGUUUGAAACAAGGGAAAAUUAAAUUUGAACCAAGGAUAAAAUGGAACCAUGUCUUAAUGUCUUUAAGCCGGUUUUUGGUACAGAGAUAUUGCAAGCUAAUUUCAUUUCUACAUUUUAACAGAAAAAUCUUUUUUUCUUUGCUAUACGAUUAUAUUUUGUAAUUAUUGUAUAUGUAGGUAAUUUAGUGUUAACAACUGGCUUGAAAACGUAAAUUAGCCAUCGUAAAGAGUAAAAAAGCUGAUGUUUUGAGCGUUAGCCCUUCGUCAGAGUGAUUGGAGGAAUUGUGGGUUGUGUGUGGGUUUAUAUGCAGAAAGUGGAGCAAGUCAGUCACCUAGUCAUCUUCCUGUUUCGCUGAUGGCAGAAGACGAAGACAAAAACAGGAAGAUGAAAGACAAAGAUGAAAGACGAAGACGAAAGUGAAAACAGGAAGACAACUAGGUGACCGAUUCUGAGAACACCUUCACAACGUGGAAAGAAAUGACAAGGAUGCAUCCAAACCAGUCGCUAGACACUUUAAUCUUCCUAAUCAUUCUAAACAGAAUAUGGCAGUUUGCAGCCUUUCCUUAUAUCUAGGCAGUUCAGAAAGCCAUAAAACCCUAGAACAAAAAUUUAUCUUCCAAAUCGGCACCCUUAAUCCCCACGGAAUCAAUGAGCACCUUUCAUUCAACUAAUUUAUUCCUGUUUUCUCGUCACCAUAUUCCCACCAAUGGCGUAGCUCCACUUUCUGCAUAUAAACCCACACACAACCCACAAUUCCUCCAAUCACUCUGACAAAGGGCUAACGCUUGAAACGUUAGCUUUUUUACUCUUUACGGUGGCUAAUUUACGUUUUCAACCCAGUUGUUAACACUAAAUUACCUGCUAUACUCUCCCACCGAUAUAGCACCACAGUUUCUUUAGAAACUUACCCCUUUAUUCAUUUAUUGUAUAUGUAUAUUACUACACAGAUACUUACUGAUGGACAAUGAUAAUUGAAUAAUUAACCCCUUAGCUCCCUUGAGUGACCAAAACAGCAUUUCUCCUUACAAUAUCAGUACAAUAUUCAGCAGAAACGUAAUGAGAAUAAAGAAGAAGAUCAAUAAGGGGACUACUUGUUGAUCCAGUACCAAAUUCUGCGAACUAACAUUAUAAGAAUUGUAUGGUAGAUAGUAAGGAGAAUUACUGAUGCAAUCUUGAAGGGAAAGGGUUUAAAGGGUAAAGGAACUUUUAGUAAGCAAUAUAUGAAUUCCUGUUGAUUUAUUUUCCUCAUUUUUUAUUUCAGUAUUCAGUUUGGUGCCUUAUUUGGUUUGGAAUUAAUCUCACUAUCAUGUCUUUGUAUCUGGAAAUUGACAGACUGACUCAUGUAAGAUUACAGUUAUGUUUAGCUUAAUGGUUUUAUGAAUUAAUGUUAUCAUCAUCAAAUGAUUGUCAUCUAAUUUUUCAAACUUUCAGCCUUUGUUUGAGGUUUUUGGGAUUGUAAGUUCUUAAAAAUGUUUUUCGAUUAUACAUUUAGUGCAUUUGUUAUUGGGCAUGCAACAAAUAUUGUAAUUAUUAAUGAAUGCAAGUUUCCUGUGAAGACUAAAAACCCAAUCAGUUGCAAUGUCAGGUCAGAUGCUCAACUAAUAACUGAGCUGUAUGUAUAACUGCCAUUUACAUCUAGUAGGUAGCCUAGCCUCGAACAAUGUCCUGUACAUGCUUUACAAUGCUACAAGGACCAGUUAUAGUAUGUUCAAAAUUUCACUUCUGAAGAGAAGGAAAGAAUGAUGGAUAUUUUUAAGCUGAACUGUCAUCUUUGGAAAGGGACAAACAAAAUCUGAUCUCUCUCUAAUUUGCAAAGCCUAGUUUCAAUAUUUGGUUUUUCCAAGAGAUCUUAUUUGGUCUUGAAUGCUGAGGCUAAGUAUUUGUCAAUAGUGAUACAAAUGUGCAGAAUAUAAAAUGUUGUUAUAAUUGUAAAUAAAAUUAUUUUAAAAUGUUUCAUGAUCUCUGGUUUACCUGUAAUUAACUGAUUCUUACCUACACUAAAAAUUUUUCAAAAUGUAACUGUAUUUUGCUCUUUGCUUGUGUUAAUUGUGUAGAAAGAUGAUUGGUUAAGUCUGAAAACUGGUCAUCAGAGCUGGUGGGCAGAAAAUGGCAUUGGAUGUGAAACUAAGUCUUCAACAAAUGAUGGUACUGAGAGUCCAACAGAUGGAUGCUUACUUCUCUUCACAGUUAGUAUACUGUACCUGUUAUCCUGUUGCAUGUAAAAUUCUCUCUAAGCAUAUAAUUAUUUUUGAUGAUUGUCCUCAAUUGUUUUGGCAACUCUUUAAGGUUACUGAUGGUGUUUUAAGAAUGUAGGGGAUUGUAAAAGUUAGAUUCAGAGAAACCAAUAAAAUGAGAAAUACUGAUGGUGAACAAAGUUAAGAUGAUCAUCCAAAAAGGUUGAUUAAAUGUAAAGAAGAGAGUUGCUCAAUUGCCUGAAUCCUUUGCUGCAUUAUGUUGAAAGAAACAUAAUUAUUGGAGGUAUUUUUGUUUGUAGUAUGUGGAAUCAGUUCAAGCUGCGGCAGAAUGCAUAUUGGCAGUAAGUGGACAACACACUUUGCACCACAUACACAAUAAUUAUUCCUGUUCCUGUUUUAGAAUUAAAUCAAUUACUGAAAGCAGUGAAUGGUUCUGAUCAAAUUAAUUUAUUUGAGUCUUUUUUUGGGGGGGGGGAGAGGGCUUCAAAUAACUCUGUCAGAAGAAGUUUUAUAAUUCUUGUUUGUUCUUAUGGGAACGGUUGGAUGCAGAGUCAGUGGGAGUCCUGCAAGCCCACUUCUCCUCUUUCCCCCCCUCCCCUCCCCUCCAUUAACUUUUAGGCUCGUCAUGAUAGUGACUCUCCCUACUGUACAUCUGCCGUGUAAAUAACCUGUGUUGAUUUGGAGAAUAUAGUAAUGAAUCAAAUAGUAUCCUCUGGUUGAUAUUUUGUUUUCUUCUGGUUACAUUUCUGCUGGAUAUCAAAUUGUUGUUGUAAGGAAAAUUUCAUUCUUCAUCACUGCUGGGAGUUAAAAGGGUUGUCCCUGCCUGCCAUGCAAUAAUGUGUAAUGUAUGGGAAAGACUGUGCAAUCAUAUAUCUCCAACCAUUUUUAAUGACUGUUGCUCUUUAGUUUAUAGGUUUCUGGUUAGGCUGUUGGGUCUCCAGGUCUUUUACAGACGAAGAUGACCAUUGUAAGCAAGUCCUACUUUUGUGUUAAAAAUUGAGAGAUUUAGUCUAAGAGCUUUUUUAGGUUUACCCAAAUGUAGCAAGUUUUAAUAGUCUCUUGCUACCUUGGCACUUGCUUCUGGUGUGAUGUUUUUAAAGUAAGUUCAAAAGAAAGGUAUAUUUAAACUAUGCACCAGAAUCCACAUGCUAUGACUUUUAUCGUCACCAUCAACAACUAUAUAUGAAAUUAUGAAAAUGACACAAUACUCUUAAUUUAUUUUGAUUGUGUUGUUUCUCUGUCAUAGUUGACUUCAUUGGUGGUUUUGAUUCUAAUUCUGCUCACCAUCCACCUUCAAAAUCAUCGCGAAUGCAAAUGCAACCGAUUUAUAUGUAA